Molecule: messenger RNA, 1101 nt
Organism: Lachancea fermentati
Lineage: Eukaryota; Fungi; Ascomycota; Saccharomycetes; Saccharomycetales; Saccharomycetaceae
Source: the annotation of a GenBank genome assembly
AUGGCAGACACUCAGGGCCCUCUGGACAUGAUCCCAGAGGAUAAUUAUCCCCCACUUAUAACACAAGCAAACUAUUUAGCAUCUAAGCAGAUGAUCAACCAGGUCCUCAGCGAAGAUCAAGAAUAUGUGGCAUGGAAGUUGAAAGAUUUGAGAACUGGAGGAACAAUGAACUCUUAUCUCAAUGAUUUCCUCCAGAGUACACAAAAUUCAAAUGAAGAAGAAUAUGGCGACGGUGGUCAAUUAGAGCAAGAGCCGUGGAGAAAUAUAGGUGAAUUCGAUGGGGCCGAGCUUGAAGCAGAACAGCACCCUAAAAACUCCAAAAAGAUAUCAAGUAAAAAAGUGGCCAAACCGCAGCGUAUUAAUUCAGUUCCCAAGAAUCUGAGAUUUGCAAGAGAAAUUUACGAUGAGCAAAUUGCCAGUUUACCCCAUUCUCGAGACCUCGAUCAAUCAGAACAACUAAAUUUGUUGCUGACCAAUCUAGAUGAAGAGCAAAUGAACAGAUUUGAAGUGUUUAGAAGAACAUCCUUGGCUAAAAACAACGUCAAAAAAAUUUCUAGUAUGGUUACAAACCAAACAGUUGCUGCUAAUAUCAUUCUACUACUGGCAGGUGUUGGAAAAAUAUUUGUGGGAGAAAUAGUGGAGAAAGCCCUUCUUAUCAAAAAGAAAUCGUUAGUUGCACUUAUGGUAAGGAGGUUCGAGGAAAAACAGCUUGGUGCCUAUCGGCUGAAGAAGUGUCUGAAAAAGCUUACCAUGAUGGUUGAAAGUGCAGAAGAUGCAUAUGAUGACAGUGUAGAUGAAGAGGCAAGUGACAUAUGUGAAGAUGAAGAAGAUGAAGAAAAGGUUAAUGAAUGUAUAAAAAAUACACAAUUGUUAAGGUCAACUACAAACUCGGAGGAAAUUAGAAAAGGGAUCAUUCGACAGUAUAACAGUUUGGUCAAAAAAUUCAAUUCACUGGAUGUAAGCAUAGAGAAAUACUCAGGCGGGCCCUUGCUGCCAGAACAUAUCCGUGAAGCUUGGAGGCUUUAUAGAUUGGAAAAUGACACAGUGCCUCAAGCCACCUGGCGCACCCAAGGGGAUGGAAAUGGCUGGAUGUUCAGGUAG